ACAUAAGCAGCAGGGCACUCAGGUCUGCCUGGCGCACAGACUUACACCUACACACACACACUCGUCACAUUAACACACACACACGUUUCACACACUUCACGCACACACCCUCCCCUCGUCAGGGCACCCUGCUCGACCUCUCACCAUUGGCCAAAUCCCGGAGCCCUCAGCAUCUCCAUCACGGCUGAAGGGACCAUUCGGGAAAGCAGGAGACAGAGGUGGACGACAGUAUGAGGAUGCUUGUGCGGCUCGUUUGGGGACUCUUCGUCCUCAAAGCGGUGGUGGCUAGCCCCAGAAUUUCCCGACAAGCGGACUUGGACACAUACGAUAGUGCCAACUACGAUGUGGAUCUAGACAAUUCAAAUUUGGAGAACCAAGAUAACUAUGACUAUGAAGAAGAGCUGACAAUUGAUGAUCCUCAGAUAGAGAUUGGAACACUCGCACCUGACUACAACUACCCUGUAACCGAGGCUUCAGAAGAACAAGUAGAAGAAGAGGAGGAGGAGGAGGAAGAGUUGCCCCUGACACGCCAGCUCGUUCCUCAGGGUUCAGGGGGCUCUGGGGUUCUCAUGGGCCCAAACACACAGAAAGAGGUGGAGCUGCGUCUGACGCCCAUUGACAUCCUUCAUGUGUCCGGGGAUUUUGGAGGCUCGUUAGGGUCCGGGGCCUCGGGAGCUUCUGGGGCUUCUGGGUCUGGAGGCUCAGGAGACCUUCUGGUCUCUGGUGGCUCAGGGGGUUCCGGUGAUAUUGUCUUUAUCUCCGGAGCCUCUGAGGAGCUCCACAGCUCUGGGGGGUCAGGGGAAUUCUUGGCAUCAGGGGAUAUCUUGAUAUCUGGGGAUCUCUCGGGCUCCGGGGAUCUCUCAGGCUCCGGGGAUCUCUCGGGCUCCGGGGAUCUCUCAGGCUCUGGGGAUAUUUCUGGAGCCUCUGGAGAUCUUGGCUCUGGGAUUUCUAUUGAAUUCCCCCUGGGCUCUGGGGCCUCUGGAGACCAGUCUGGUUCUGGGUUCUCCGGAGAUCUCCUGAUUUCAGGGGCCUCAGGAGGCUCUGGGGUUUCUGGGGACGGUGAGUCCGGUUCCUCAGGGAUAACAUUGAUAUCUGGAGAGGAGGAGCUGCCUCUCAUUCCCGAGACUAUCCCUAGCGAGGCAUCAGGUGCUUCAGGGGAGUUCUCGGGAGCUUCAGGAACCUCAGGGGCCUCUGGGGAUCUGGGGAUCUCUGGAUCCUCUGGGGCUUCUGGUGCUUCUGGCUCUGGAGACACAGUGGUCCCUGAGGUAACUCUGGUUCCUGAUAUUGAUAAAGAGGAGGGGCUGCUUCCGACCACACCAGAAACCCCUCAGGAGGGUACUGGUGGUGUAGAAGGGUCAGUGAGCUCGGGUGAACCUGACGAGCCUGAUGAGCCUGAGAUUGACAGGAAAGGUAUGCCCACUUGCCUGCUGUGCACGUGCCUCGGUGGUUCGGUCUACUGCGAUGACUUGAAGCUGGAUAGUGUUCCACCUCUUCCUAAAGACACCACUCACUUCUACGCCCGCUACAACAGAAUCACCAAGAUCAACAAGUCUGACUUCGCCUCCAUGAACAAGCUGAAGAAAAUCGACCUAACCGCCAACGAGAUAACGUCCAUCGAUGAGAGAGCAUUUUUGGGUCUUCCCGAGCUGGAGGAGGUGUUGAUUCGAGAAAAUCAUAUCUCUCAGCUGCCUGCUCUCCCAGAGACCAUGAGCUUGAUCGAUGCCAGCCAAAAUAACAUUGGCACCAAGGGUAUUCACAAAGAGGCGUUCAAAGAUAUGACCGGCCUGUUGUACCUGUACCUCACAGACAACAACAUUGAUUACAUCCCUGUGCCUCUACCAGACAGCCUGCGAUCUCUACACUUACAGCGUAACAAUAUUCAGACGAUGCACGAGGACACGUUCUGCAACCUGAAAGACUUCAACUACAUCAGAAACGCACUGGAGGACAUCCGUCUGGACGGCAACCCCAUCAACCUCAGCAGGACCCCGCAGGCCUACAUCUGCCUGCCCCGCAUCCCCAUCGGGGAUCUCAUCUAACCACAGACACAAACCUACACUGUUGCACACGGACUCACACAAAUACAACCACAUGCACACAUCUUUGUACAUAUUGACACACCAAAGCCACACAUGCUAACUAUUUAUCAAUACUCAAAAUUAAAUUAAUUGCAAUUACAAACUCAUACAUGCUGCUGACAUAUAUUAUGGAUUGGUAAACAUUUGUGUGGAAAUGUAUGUUCCAUAAACAACGAACAGAUUCUGGUGAUCAAGCACAUACAUACUGCUCUAUCUUUCUGUUGUUUUAGACUUUUAUAACGCAACGUAAUGAAUUUGUCACUCUCACAUUCCCUCACAAAAUGCAUGUUCACACACAUAAGAACUUUUUCAUAAGCCAAACUGUUCCGCAACUUGAUUUAUAGAAAACAAGACAACAUUUGGAGAAAUCAGUUUAUUAAAAACCCUCAAAUGUCAUGUACGUGUCUGUUUUAGUGUUUGUUCAUGACUGGCAAAAAAAUACAACCAGUAAUAUUUUUUAAUGUUUUGUUUUGUAAAAAAAUAAUAUUAAUAUAAUAUUAAUGACAAAUCUAACACUUUUGGAAAUGUAUACUAGCAUAAACUUAUUGAAGCUGGAGCUUAAUGGAAGGUACAUUGAGUAUCUAAUGCAAUAAAAGACGCAUUUAAACACAA
Messenger RNA from Gymnodraco acuticeps, 2690 nucleotides. RefSeq names its product epiphycan (gene epyc). The transcript is spliced from 10 exons. NCBI's taxonomy places the organism in Eukaryota, Metazoa, Chordata, Actinopteri, Perciformes, Bathydraconidae. The coding region runs from base 231 to 2039 and encodes 602 amino acids. Gene Ontology annotation, molecular function: protein binding. The record is from RefSeq and is a predicted model, not a curated record.